ACAAUGUUACAAGCAAACUGGAAUUUGUCCCGCAAAGGCCGGCUUGAUCGAACAUCAAUGGCACUCCUUCCACCAUAAAAUCACAUCUCUCGAAGUCGAUCAUUUCACUUCACCACACUUCCAAGGAGCCCAUAUCGAAACGAACAGAUCAACACGACUCCGCGAGCAGCAAGCAUGGGACCAAAGCGAGGCGCAAAGCGGAAAGCCUCCAAGACGGCUGGUGAAAAUGGCGCGAAUGGCUCACCUGCCCUGGUCUUGCCCGACCGAGAAUCAUGGUCAGGAUGGGUUGAAGUCGAAAACGAGCCGGAGCACUUUACGAUCAUGCUUCGACAAAUGGGCGUAGAGGGACUUCAAGCAGUGGAGGUCUUGGACAUUCCAUAUGCUCUGGCAUUGCCCCGACCUGUCUACGGCCUCAUAUUCUUGUUCCGAUAUCGAGACGAAGACAUGCGGAUGGAUGGCAACGAGCAUGAGUCCAGUCAUGUCUGGUUCGCGAAUCAAGUUCCGGACUACGCCUGUGCUUCGGUAGCUCUGCUCAACAUCGUCAAUAACAUCCAGGAUCUGAAGAUGGGAAAGCAAUUGAGCGACUUCAAAGCUUUUACCAAGGAUAUGGAUCCCCUGACGAGAGGCGAUACUAUUGACAACUUCGACUUCGUCAAGCGUAUUCACAACUCAUUUGCCUCGCAGAACGACUUUCUCAACGCGGACGCGAUCGCCAAAGACAAGUUCAACAAGUACAAGAAGAAGCCUGCGCAACACAAGAAUAUGGUCGAUGACGUGAUUCCCGACGUAGACGGCAACGGGCACCACUUCGUGGCAUACGUACCCGUCGGAAACCAUGUCUGGAUGCUUGAUGGUCUGAAUCAUUUCCCACAAGAUCUAGGCUGCUUCGAGGCUGGUGUCGAAGGCGGCACCGGAGAGUGGAUGGACGUCGCAGCAACGGAUCUUAUGAUUCGCAUGGUCAAGGGCGGAGACGACUACAGCCUCAUGGCCAUCGUAGCAGACCCCGUAGACCAGGAGAAGGCCAAGCUGGCGGAGAAUGUCAAGACCCUGCAAACAAUCGACACUCAACUCGACAUCCUCGAUGGCGAUUGGAGGUCGAUGGAUGGCGGAGAGACGAAAAAGGAAGUCGUCACUGGCAUUUCCGAAACCUUUGGACUCUCUCAGGCCGAUGUCAACGAUGCGGAGCUCCCCGACAGUAUCAAGGAGAAGAUCGCUAAGGGUGAUGACCUACUCGCUCUGCUGCAAUAUCGGCAAGACAUUGUCAAGAAGCAAGCCGGCAUCCGGGCGGAUGCGCUCGAAGCGUUGCGCGCAUCACAACGUCUCGAUACAGAUGGCAUCCAUUUGCGGCACGACUACGACAACUUUGUGAGGAGCUGGGUCGGUGCUCUGGCUGAACAAGGUGUACUCGCGGACCUGGUCGGUGGGUGA
This is a messenger RNA of Zymoseptoria tritici IPO323, 1428 nucleotides long. RefSeq lists its product as uncharacterized. Bases 175 to 1428 code for a protein of 417 amino acids. Gene Ontology annotation, biological process: protein deubiquitination; ubiquitin-dependent protein catabolic process. Gene Ontology annotation, molecular function: cysteine-type deubiquitinase activity. The transcript is spliced from 4 exons. The record is from RefSeq and is a predicted model, not a curated record. Gene Ontology annotation, cellular component: cytoplasm. NCBI's taxonomy places the organism in Eukaryota, Fungi, Ascomycota, Dothideomycetes, Mycosphaerellales, Mycosphaerellaceae.